AUGGAGCAAACACGCUGUGCGCUCUGGGCAGCCACGUUAACCACGCUGGCGCUGCUGAGCGGACCGCCAGUGACGCGGGCUGGCGCGGGCUUGGCGGGCGCGGGCCCCGUGGUGCGCUGUGAGCCUUGCGACGCGCGCGCGUUGGAGCAGUGCGCGCCGCCGCCCUCGGCGCCCGCGUGCACCGAACUGGUGCGCGAGCCAGGCUGCGGGUGUUGCCUGACGUGCGCGCUGCGCGAGGGGCAGCCAUGUGGCGUGUACACCGAGCGCUGCGGCACCGACCUGCGCUGCCAGCCGCAGCCCGCAGAGCCGCGUCCGCUCCAGGCUCUACUGGAUGGCCGCGGGCUCUGCACUAACGCCAGCGCUGCAGACCGCCUGCUGGACUAUCUGCUGCACAAACCACCGGCGUCAGGGAAUGCCAGUGAAUCAGAAGAAGAGCACAAUGCUGGGGGCAUGGAAAACCCAGAUCCCGCCAGCACACAUCGGGUGCCAGACUCCAAAUUGCAUCCCCUCCACACCAAGAUGGACGUCAUCAAGAAGGGUCAUGCCAAGGAAAGCCAACGCUACAAACUAGACUAUGAGUCUCAGAGCACGGACACCCAGAACUUCUCCUCGGAAUCCAAACGGGAAACAGAAUAUGGCCCUUGCCGCAGAGAAAUGGAAGACACACUGAAUCACCUCAAGUUCCUCAAUGUGCUGAGCCCCAGAGGUGUGCACAUUCCGAACUGUGACAAGAAGGGCUUUUAUAAGAAAAAGCAGUGCCGCCCUUCCAAAGGGAGAAAGCGAGGCUUCUGCUGGUGUGUGGACAAGUAUGGGCAGCCACUCCCCGGCUACAAUGCUAAAGGGAAAGGUGACGUUCACUGCUACAACAUGGACAGCAACUAG
This is a messenger RNA of Chrysochloris asiatica (Cape golden mole), 882 nucleotides long. It is a transcript of the gene IGFBP3, whose product is annotated as insulin-like growth factor binding protein 3. The transcript has 4 exons. Gene Ontology annotation, biological process: regulation of insulin-like growth factor receptor signaling pathway. NCBI's taxonomy places the organism in Eukaryota, Metazoa, Chordata, Mammalia, Afrosoricida, Chrysochloridae. Gene Ontology annotation, molecular function: fibronectin binding; insulin-like growth factor II binding; insulin-like growth factor I binding. Bases 1 to 882 code for a protein of 293 amino acids. Gene Ontology annotation, cellular component: extracellular region. The record is from RefSeq and is a predicted model, not a curated record.